CUAUUGGUUCUUUAUGAAUGUAUCUUUCUUUCUCAUUCCUGAAUGUCAAAUCGGAUCAGGAAGAAAGUUGUUAUUGUCUAUUUGGAUAGAAAUCAUGAGUUGUUGAGUGCUAUAUUUGGUGCCACGAGAUAGCACAUACUAAUUAUUUCUCUGUAAUUUUGGCAUCACAUGCAGUAUCUCAAGGAAUAGUAUGUAUACUCUGCUGCAACCACGGCUUGAUGUCCUUCUUUUUGAAAUAGUGUUCCCCCUUAUGUGCUUUAAUGAUAAUGAUCAAAAGCUUUGGGAUGAAGAUCCUCACGAGUAUGUAAGGAAAGGCUAUGAUAUUAUUGAAGAUUUGUAUAGUCCUAGGACUGCUUCCAUGGAUUUUGUGAGUGAAUUGGUUCGGAAACGGGGGAAAGAAAAUCUUCAAAAAUUUAUUCAAUUUAUUGUUGAAAUUUUCAGAAGGUAUGAUGAAGCUUCUGCAGAGUACAAGCCCUACAGACAGAAAGAUGGUGCCCUCCUUGCGAUUGGGGCACUUUGUGACAAAUUGAAGCAGACUGAGCCAUACAAGUCUGAACUCGAGCGAAUGUUAGUGCAACAUGUCUUUCCCGAGUUCAGCAGUCCUGUUGGCCACCUUAGGGCUAAGGCAGCAUGGGUUGCUGGACAGUAUGCCCAUAUUAACUUUUCAGAUCAGAACAAUUUCCGUAAGGCUUUGCAGUGUGUGGUAUCCAGAAUGCAGGAUUCAGAACUUCCUGUGCGUGUUGAUUCCUUUUUUGCUUUGCGCUCUUUUAUUGAAGUUUGUAAAGAUUUGAAUGAAAUUCGUCCUAUUCUUCCUCAACUCCUUGAUGAGUUUUUCAAACUUAUGAAUGAGGUUGAGAAUGAGGACCUUGUGUUCACAUUGGAGACUAUCGUGGACAAGUUUGGGGAAGAGAUGGCCCCUUAUGCACUUGGGUUGUGCCAAAAUUUG
Molecule: messenger RNA, 946 nt
Organism: Vigna umbellata (rice bean)
Lineage: Eukaryota; Viridiplantae; Streptophyta; Magnoliopsida; Fabales; Fabaceae
Source: RefSeq, a predicted model, not a curated record